AUGGCGGGCAGUGUGAGGAACACGGCAAAUCUUUUCGAACAGCAAGACAGAGAGGAACUUUUAGAGCUUAAUUCUUAUAAUUCAGGUGGAUUUAGGUUCAAGGGAAGUGAAAGCAGCGCACUUUGUCUUCUAAACAAGCUGAGACUCGAAGGAGAAGGGGGUUUUUGCGACGUGACCCUGGAAGUGGACGGAAGACAAUUGGCGACUCAUCGAUGUGUUUUGGCGGCAAGCAGCCAAUUUUUUUAUACCAUGUUUCACAGUGGUAUGAAAGAAUCAAAUCAAACACUCCUUAAGUUGCAUUCAGUUAGUUUUGACUCCAUGUCGCUCAUUCUUGAUUAUUUUUACACGCGAGAGAUUGUUAUAAACUACGACAUUGUGUUGGAGUUGCUAAACACUGCAAGCUUUCUUCUUGUCACUCCAGUGAAAAAGGCGUGCAUUCAGAUUCUCAACAAUCAGCUUAGCAUUGAAAAUUGUUUCAGUAUUCUACAAGUAGCCGAGCUGUUUUGCGCAAGUGAACUUGCGAAAAGGGCAAGCAACUAUAUUAAAGAGAACUUCUUCUCUGCGGUGAACAACGAAGAAUUUGUUUCCAUUUCAAAAAAGAGUCUGAUUGACUUUAUAUCCAGUGAUGAAAUUCAAGUGGAAAGGGAGGAAGAGGUCUACCAAGCUGUACUGAAGUGGGUGAAGUAUGAUGAAGAAAAUCGUAUCUCAGAUUUACCUGAAUUACUAAGCCAUCUCAGAGGGAAGUCCUUGCCUAAAGGAUUCCUGAAAUCGGAGAUGUCGAAAGAGCCAAUACUU
Molecule: messenger RNA, 795 nt
Organism: Porites evermanni
Lineage: Eukaryota; Metazoa; Cnidaria; Anthozoa; Scleractinia; Poritidae
Source: the annotation of a GenBank genome assembly